Molecule: messenger RNA, 1128 nt
Organism: Kwoniella botswanensis
Lineage: Eukaryota; Fungi; Basidiomycota; Tremellomycetes; Tremellales; Cryptococcaceae
Exons: 1
Coding region: 1-1128 (375 amino acids)
Source: RefSeq, a predicted model, not a curated record
AUGAAGGAGGAUGAAUCGGUACACGUCAAUCGGUCAGUAGAUAAAGAGGGUUCUGCACAAGGGGGAUGGGUCAAGCCAGGGUUCAUGUAUAAUUGGCUACAUGGUAUACGUCAAGAUACCCCAGGUAUAGCUCAAGAUACUCAAGGUGCCAAGGUCGAAGGAAGUGAAGCGGGAGAUGAUUUCGAGAUUGAAGAUUGGUGGUAUAGGAAGCCUAGAGCGGUGAAGAAAGAAGGUGAAGUUCAGGAUGUAGGUCUAGACGUGACUGAAGAGAGAGAUAUACCACUGGGUGAAGACGUAAGAGAAGGGGACAUUCCAGAUCAGCCCCACGAUAUACUCAAUCUACCUGUGGUACCACCGGCACGAGGACAGCCUCAUGAACCUGUACCGGAUGUUCCAGGGGAAGAACCUAUGAUGGAACCAGUAGCUCAAGAUAACGUAGGUCAAGGUGAAGUAGCUCAAGGUGAAGUAGCUCAAGAUGGAGUAGCUCAAGGUGAACCAGUGCUCCUCCCUAAUCAAUUACUUGAGGUAGUAGAAGCGGAUGUACCGGUGGAACAGCAAGUGGAAGAAGCUCAACCCGUAGGCGGUGCUCAACCCAUGGACGAAGCUCAACCCGACCAAGCUCAACCCGAUCCAGCUCCACCUCCUCCCCAGCUUAUCCUAUCCAUACGACUCCCUCCUUACACACCUUCAGCAGGUAACUUCCCCAAUGCCCAGCAGAUUGCCCGGUACGAGGAGGUCAUCGGGGAGAGGUACAAACGGCAACCCAUAAAGCAAGAUCCCUUGGCCUACAUCAAGCGGACAGAUGAGGGUAGAAAGAUACUUGAGUGGAUACAGGAGGAAGUGGGUGAGGAGAUAUCGCUCAAAUCCUUCGAUCAGAUAAUGCACAUGGAUCUUCGGUUCAGGUUUGGCAAGGACACGGAGAAACAGGUGAGAGCGUACGAGGGACAGUCAAUCUAUGGGUUGUAUUGUAUGUUUGAAAUGUUACGGCAGGGAGUGGAUAAGGAGGUGUGCAUACAGGUGGCACAGAAGGUAGACAAUCACUGUGGUCAGUACAUGCGGAAGAAGAAUAAGGAUAUAGCGAAGUUUGUGAGUGAAGUGUCCUGGUGGGAUGCCUCAAAACAAAGAUAA